Messenger RNA from Portunus trituberculatus (swimming crab), 2202 nucleotides. RefSeq names its product dnaJ homolog subfamily C member 27-like. Bases 262 to 1074 code for a protein of 270 amino acids. The transcript has 7 exons. Lineage: Eukaryota; Metazoa; Arthropoda; Malacostraca; Decapoda; Portunidae. The record is from RefSeq and is a predicted model, not a curated record. Gene Ontology annotation, molecular function: GTPase activity; GTP binding.
UCUAGAUAGUCACAUGGCUCUCUCUCUUCCCAGAGUCAGCUGCUGGGUGCCUCCUUGUCAGUCAAGUAUUUUCAGCCUCUGAAUAAUACCCAACAACUCACACGCGCUGCUCCUAUUGUGAAAUCAGCCUAUAAACUUGUGUGUGUCUCAAAACAGAGCGAGGAAGGGAAAAUAAAAACCGGGAGACGAGGAAGUAUCAGGUUGCAUCAUCACCGGGUCUCGCCACAACACCUCGGGUCACUGAUGUGAAGUAGCACUGCAAUGGACGGCCGUAACGGGUCAAAGCCGAUAUCAAGAAUUCGCAUCUUGAGUUUGGGAAAUCCUGGCGUGGGCAAGAGCUGCCUGAUCAAGAGGUACUGCGAGAAGAGGUUCGUCAACAAGUAUGUCCCCACAGUGGGCAUUGACUAUGGCUCCACGGCAGUCGAGGUCGAUGGCAGGAAAGUGUCAGUACACUUCUUUGACACCUCUGGCAGCCCACUGUUUGAGGAGGUACGGAGUGAGUUCUACCGAGACAUGCAGGGGAUCCUUCUGGCCUAUGAUGUGACAGACAGGUCCUCCUUCAUUGCUCUGGACGCCUGGUUGGCCGAGCUGAGACACAACUUGGGACCAAUGGACGAUUGGAGUGCAGCUGUGAUAGUGUGUGGCACUCGCACAGACACAGGAGGCACUGGGGGACGGCAGGUGUCUGAGGCAGAUGGCAAGGGAUGGGCAGAUAAGCACAAGUUCUCCCAUGUUCUAACUUCAGCUGCCCUUGGGAAUGGCAUCACUCAGGCCUUCCAUACAUUGUUCGUUCAGGCUCUCCAGUUGAAGGACGGCAUCCGAUCACCAGGUGGAGUGGUGGAUCCUGAGGUGCAGCAGGCCAUCCACCGCCUAAUCCACUUAAAUGACGAUUUUGAGAAGAUGGGACUGACUCGCCGCUCCAUCUCAAAGGAGGAGGUAAACAAAUCUUACCGGCGGCUGGCAGCUCUCGUUCAUCCUGACAAGUGCAAGGCAGCAGGCGCAGAGGAGGCUUUCAAGGCGCUGACACAAGCCCGUAACAACCUCCUAAAGAUCCUUACUGAGACCACUGUGUAGCUUAUUCCUUAGUCCUUGUGCUUGCUUACUCCUUGUCCUCCUCAUCUGUGAAGUCUUCUCUGGCAUGUUGUCUUGUUUGUGACUAAAUUCUGUCCAUCUUUCCAUUUGAGUCAGUCUUGUUCUUGGGUAUUUGUAAUUUUAUAUAUGAACACCAAAUAUGUGAUAGCUUUCCACUGUUGCUGCUUGGGAGUGAGUGCUUUCUGAAGUGCUGACUGCUUCUAUAUAGUCUGUUCAAGUGUUCAUGGCAAGCUUACCUUUGUGUGUGUGUGUGUGUGUGUGUGUGUGUGUGUGUGUGUUGAGUGAGGACAGUAAGGGAGAGAUGAGAAAGAGAGAGAUUGUCUGGUUUUGUGUAUACUGGUGUAUGACAGAGCUUUUCUUUUUCCCAUCUUGUUAUCUCAGUUGUGUCUCAAAUCUGGCACAUAUUAGCUUUGUUCUGAGACUUGGAUGGAUGGUGUGGCUUGCAGGCUUAAAGUGAUGCAUGCAAGACUAAGGACACUUCUACACUGCACCUCCACUACAAGCCUCCAGUUGAAGUUACACAGCUUUUUCAAGGCUGCUUUUAUGCCUCCAGUGACAAGUACACAAGAUUUCCAUAUUACCAACAGGAGAAAUACUUGAGAAUUUGCCUAACUGUUUGUGAUCCUUGAAAAUUAUUGUGGUGAGAGGGCAGUUUUUUUUUAGUACUAGCCUGAGCUGUGUGAGUGUUUGUCUGCUCUGGUAAGGUGAUUGUUGAGUGUGUGUUAUGGAUGGACACUGCUGCUUCAAAUACAGUACAUGAUAUAAAAAUUCUCAGAGAAGAUGCAUCAAGUUUGUUUAUUUUGAGAGGGAUACUGGAAAAGCAUAGCAGAUGAAAUAAAUAAAUAAAUAAAGAGAAGCAAGGAAAGGCUCACUGAAGAUGCCAUACUAGUCCCAAAAGAGAAUAGUUGAAGAGAAUGUAUACAAAAUUAUGAGAAGUGUUUGAAAUGUCUUUACUAUUAAGUCUAAGAUGCCAGUUUGGUCGUUAAGUCUUGAAUUACAACAUCUAGUCAACACUGUAUAGAAAAGAAAUAAUACAUGGGUUUGGUGAAAAGAAUGUAUUUUCACCUUUACAUGAAAAUGAUGAAUUUACAAGAAAUGAAAGUUAUGUUA